AUGGCUGCAGUACUUUCGUCUGAAGAUUUGAGCAUCUUUGGCUCUUCGUCUGGACUUCGGCGCUCUCAUUCGCAUUCCCACUUCCUGUCUCACCACACUGGCGACCUCAACUCCACGUCUGCCAGCUCUCGCCUUGAUGACGACUUCAGGGACUCAUAUAGGCACCCAGUCAUCGUGCCUGAUUCGAGCUCCUCGUCCGGACCUCCCUCACCGCACCACUUCCAUCCGUCAGACUCCUCGAACCACUCGUACCCCUCAACUCCAGCCUCCAACCUGUCACUAGAUGGAGGUUCAUGCGACUUCGACAUGCGGGACAAACUACUAGACGACACGACCCUCGGUGAUUUUGAAGGUGCUACCUAUUACGCCCAUGUCGAAGACCUGGAACCGCCAGUUAGCCCGCACACAGGCGACUCGUAUACAGUGUCGCCCACAGAGCCCGACACUUCGUCGGCAAGUACUUCGCGACCCCAGUCUCCUGAUACUGCAGAGCACGCCGAGGACGACACCGCUGCGAAACAUCACCCAACUCAGCAUGUCGACUACCUCUCACACAACUGGAAGGAGGAGGACAUCUGGUCCUCAUGGCGGUACCUCGUUUCGAAGAGGGGUGACUAUAGCAACUCAUCGCGUCUGGAAAAUGCAUCCUGGAGGACCUGGAUGAAAGCAAAGUAUCGGCUGAAGACAGUGUCGCCCGAAACAUUGAACUGGCUCAAGGACUGCGACGUCACUUGGCUCUACGGUCCUCUCCAGCCCAGCACUGUGAGCUCGCUAGAGGGCAGUCACAGCCGUGGAAGGACACGAGGCUCAAGGUCACCAUCAUAUGGUCACAAGAAGCCAAUUUUGAAGAAGCGAAGCAUGUCUGAGGUCAUGCUACAGAAGUCUAACUCGUCAUCAUCCCUACUGAAGCAGGCGACCGCUGCCAUUGAGGCAGAGCAGAGAGGGUCGCGCUGCCGCAUCCCGCACCGGCCAAUCAUCAAGCGCGCAACCACAGACUUCAUGGCGUAUCCCAUGGUCUCGCAGAGGGGUAGCAGGUUCGGCACGAGCCCGCACCCAUCCACAGACAACUCUGGAAUAGUCUCGCCUACUGCUGAGCGCAAGCACAUCCACUUCGACGAACAAGUCAAGCAAUGCAUCGCAGUCGACGUCAAGGGCGACGAAGACGACGAUGAGCUGGACCCGCAGAAGUGGGAUCUGGAUAAUGACAGCGAGUCCGACGAUGGCGCCAUCAUGAUGAAAUCGACACGAUCGGCAAAAAGGUCCAUCCUCCCACGACGAAGGGCUCCUGUCCCUAUCAACGACAGCAAGACAAUCGCAAUGCUGCCGUCCACCACACUGAAGUAUCGCAUUGAUUCACCUGAACCAAGAGAGACGGCGAUGAAGCACAGUGGCGGCCCCGUGUUAUCAACCUCGUCAUCGCAGGAGACAUUGAGGCCAUCAAAGCCCGCGACGAGCCUGUUGUAUCAAUACGACGAACAGGACAGUUUCGAGAUGGAUACUGGCGCGCAAGCGCCGAUUUCGAGUCCUGUUGAUGCUGGGGCUUCUUAUCGCUACUCGUCGUUCCAUCGGUCACCCUCGUCGGACAGCCUCCUCGAAGCGCCACAGGGGAUGAAGCGGACGGAAUCUGGCAUGCUGAUGCCUGUCGACGAGGACGGAAAUCUCCAGCCCGGGCAAGAUGGCAUCAUCGGACGUGUGAUUGAUACCGUCAACACCGCCAAGGACAUCGCCCAUGUCAUCUGGAACGUCGGGUGGAAUCGGAAAUGA
This is a messenger RNA of Microdochium trichocladiopsis, 1764 nucleotides long. RefSeq lists its product as uncharacterized. The coding region runs from base 1 to 1764 and encodes 587 amino acids. The transcript is spliced from 2 exons. NCBI's taxonomy places the organism in Eukaryota, Fungi, Ascomycota, Sordariomycetes, Xylariales, Microdochiaceae. The record is from RefSeq and is a predicted model, not a curated record. Gene Ontology annotation, biological process: protein catabolic process in the vacuole; cellular response to glucose starvation.